This is a messenger RNA of Clupea harengus (Atlantic herring), 1156 nucleotides long. It is a transcript of the gene cnn2, whose product is annotated as calponin 2. The record is from RefSeq and is a predicted model, not a curated record. Gene Ontology annotation, biological process: actomyosin structure organization; actin filament organization. Gene Ontology annotation, cellular component: actin cytoskeleton; focal adhesion. Lineage: Eukaryota; Metazoa; Chordata; Actinopteri; Clupeiformes; Clupeidae. Gene Ontology annotation, molecular function: actin filament binding.
UUUCAUAGGAAUUUGGAGUUGGAUAUAGUUACUAGAGCGACAGAUGACUUGCAUCCUUUCUGUGGGCAUACAGUCAACGAUUUCACUUUUUGAGCUAUUGAACAUUUCACUGAGAUAAAAUGACUAGCUCUCAGUUCAACAAAGGUCCAGCAUAUGGAUUAUCAGCGGAAGUCAAAAAUAGGAUUGCACAAAAGUAUGACCCCCAGAGAGAAGAGGAGUUGCGGACUUGGAUUGAGGAUGUAACUGGAUGUUCCAUUGGGGAGGACUUUCAGAAGGGCCUGAAAAGCGGUGUCAUAUUAUGCGAACUUAUCAACAAGCUCCAGCCUGGAUCUGUGAAAAAGGUCAAUCCGUCAACUCAGAACUGGCAUCAGCUUGAGAACUUGACCAACUUCAUCAAAUCGAUUACAGUGUACGGACUGAAGCCUCAUGAUAUAUUUGAAGCCAAUGAUAUAUUUGAGAAUGGAAACAUGACCCAAGUUCAGACAACUCUCCUAGCUCUGGCUGGCAUGGCCAAGACAAAGGGAGUACAAACCUCUAUGGAUAUUGGGGUAAAGUAUGCAGACAAACAUGAGCGAGAAUUUGAUGAAGAAAAGAUGAAGGCUGGUCAUUGUGUCAUCGGACUGCAGAUGGGGACGAACAAGUGUGCUAGCCAAGCUGGUAUGAAUGCUUAUGGCACCAGGAGACAUUUGUAUGACCCAAAAUCUCAUAUUCUUCCACCUAUGGACAAUUCAACUAUCAGCUUGCAAAUGGGAACAAACAAAAUGGCCAGCCAGGCUGGAAUGACAGCCCCGGGAACCCGUCGUGCCAUCUAUGACCAGAAGAUGGGCACUGACAAGUGUGACAACUCAACUAUGUCUCUGCAGAUGGGCUAUGCCCAAGGGGCCAAUCAAAGUGGGCAGAACUUUGGCUUGGGCCGACAGAUCUACAAUCCCAAGUACUGUCCCAAAAGUGGGGAAAACAAGGAGCUGAAUGGAGAAGAAGCUGAAGGUCAUAUUCCGGAAUUCCAAGAUGAGGGAUACCAAGGGUACCAAGAGGAAGGACAGGAUUACUAGUGGAAUUGUGUGUCUUUCGGGUUUUGCUAACUGUUCAGUUAUUUACCUUAAGUGCCUUACUUAGUCACCAGUAUAUUAACCAUCGAUUAAAUGGAAUAAUGUUU